GAAAUGCUACGAACUCUACCUCAGAUCUCCAGCGGAAGAAAAAAUCCUGUAAGCAAAGCUCAGCACCAAAAACUCCAGAGAAUGCUGCUCGCCGACAUUUCUGGACAGGUUACCCACUGGGAGAUUCACCACUGUCUCAGUCCCAUUGCUACCUAAGAUAGAGCUGGCCCCUGUUCCUGGAAAGGCGUUUGUGGGAGUAAAGAUGGAGGCCGGAGGGGAGCGCUUUCCUAAACAAAGGCAAGUCCUGAUUCUCUUUCUCUUGCUGGGAGUGGCUCUGGCAGGCUGGGAAUCCCGUCGCUAUUUCGUGAUGGAGGAAACUGAGAGCGGCUCCUUUGUGGCCAAUCUUGCUAAGGACCUGGGGCUGGGAGUGGAGGAGCUAGCUGCGCGAGAAGCCCGGGUGGUCUCCGAGGACAACGAACCCUGGCUGCAGCUUGAUCUACAGACUGGGGAGUUGAUAUUAAGUGAGAAACUGGACCGGGAAGAGAUGUGCGGCCCCACAGAUCCAUGUGUAAUGCAUUUCCAAGUGUUACUGAAAAAACCACUGGGAGUAUUUCGAGCUGAGCUACUGGUGAGAGACAUAAACGAUCAUUCUCCUGAGUUUCCUGAAAGAGAAAUGACGCUGAAAAUCCUAGAGACUAGCCCUCCUGGGACCGUGUUUCCUCUGAAAACAGCCCAGGAUUUGGACGUGGGCAACAACAACAUACAAAACUACAAUAUCAGUCACAACUCUUACUUCCAUGUUUCCACCCGCAACUGGGGGGACGGCAGGAAAUACCCAGAGCUGGUGCUGGACAAAGAGCUGGAUCGCGAAGAGCAGGCCGAGCUCAGAUUAACCCUCACAGCGCUGGAUGGCGGCUCUCCGCCCAGGUCUGGCACCGCCCAGGUCCGAAUCUUGGUCUUGGACGUUAAUGACAACGCCCCUGAGUUUGCACAGACGCACUACCAGGUGCAGGUCCCAGAGAACAGCCCUGUAGGCACCCUAGUUGUCCAGGUCUCAGCUAGGGAUUUGGACACCGGAACAAACGGAGAGAUAUCAUAUUCCCUUUUUGAUAGUUCUCAAGAGAUAAGCACAACUUUUGAGCUAAGCAGCAUUUCAGGAGACGUUCGACUAAUUAAAAAACUAGAUUUUGAGACAAUAUCCUCAUAUGAGCUGUAUAUAGAUGCGUCUGAUGGUGGGGGACUUUCUGGAAAAUGCUCUGUCUCCAUUGAGGUGAUGGAUGUUAAUGAUAACUCCCCAGAACUAACUAUUUCAUCACUUACCAACCCCAUUCCUGAAAAUUCCCCCGAGACAGAAGUGGCCCUGUUUAGGAUUCGAGACCGAGACUCAGGGGACAACGGAAGGAUGACUUGCUCCAUCCAGGAUGAUCUCCCCUUCCUCCUGAAACCAUCUGCAGAGAACUUCUACACCCUAGUAACAAAUGGGGCGCUGGACAGAGAGAGUAAAGCCCAAUAUAAUAUCACUAUCACCGUCACAGAUAUGGGGACACCGAGACUGAAAACCGAGCACAACAUAACCGUGCUGGUGUCCGACGUCAACGACAACGCCCCCGCCUUCAACCAGACCUCCUACACCCUGUCCGUCCGCGAGAACAACAGUCCCGCCCUGCACAUCGGCAGCGUCCGCGCCACAGACAGAGACGCGGGCGCCAACGCCCAGGUCACCUACUCGCUGCUGCCGCCCCUCGACGCGCACGUGCCCCUGGCCUCCCUGGUGUCCAUCAACCCGGACAACGGCCACCUGUUCGCCCUGAGGUCCCUGGACUACGAGGCCCUGCGGGCGUUCGAGUUCCGCGUGGGCGCCGCCGACCGCGGCUCGCCCGCGCUCAGCAGCCAGGCGCUGGUGCGCGUGCUCGUGGCGGACGACAACGACAACGCGCCCUUCGUGCUGUACCCGCUGCAGAACGCCUCGGCGCCCUGCACCGAGCUGGUGCCCAGGGCGGCCGAGGCGGGCUACCUGGUGACCAAGGUGGUGGCGGUGGACGGCGACUCGGGCCAGAACGCCUGGCUGUCGUACCAGCUGCUCAAGGCCACGGAGCCCGGCCUGUUCGGCGUGUGGGCGCACAACGGCGAGGUGCGCACGGCCCGGCUGCUGAGCGAGCGCGACGCGGCCAAGCACAGGCUGCUGGUGCUGGUCAAGGACAACGGCGAGCCGCCGCUCUCGGCCAGCGUCACGCUGCACGUGCUGCUGGUGGACGGCUUCUCGCAGCCCUACCUGCCGGCCCCGGAAGCGGAAGCGGCGGACGCGGCCCCGGCCGCCCCGCUCACCGUCUACCUGGUGGUGGCCUUGGCGUCGGUGUCGUCGCUCUUCGUCUUCUCGGUGCUGGUGUUCGUCGCGGCGCGGCUGUGCAGGAGGGGCGGGACGGCCUCGGUGGGUCGCUGCUCGGUGCCCGAGGGCCACUUUCCGGGCCACCUGGUGGACGUCAGCGGCACGGGGACCCUGUCCCAGAGCUACCAGUACGAGGAAAGAACCUUGAGUGGUACAUCUGACUGUUCACUUUUCUUGGAAAGAAAGAUGGCCCGAGAACUCUUCCUGGGAGCUUCCCUCUCUUCUUGAAGGAAAACUCCCCAUGCUGCUUUUCCAAGCUGCUGUGAGCAUUCUGGAUUCAAAUGGACUGCUGAGGCCACAAUCACACCUGACAGUGCUGACUAUGAGGCAGCAGAGAAUGGCUCCAGCUCCUGCACUUUCCAUGCAGAACACUUCCAGAUGCUGUCCACGCCUGUGAGGUGGAAAAGGUGAUGUCAUGCACAAGCAAAACUGUUUGGAACCAACUGCCUUGGGAAGCCCCUUUGAAACCAAAAACUGAACUGAAUUAUUUGGACUGAACUGAGAAUCCUGGAGCAGGAGGCCCCAUGGUUAGAGGCCAUCUUGAAGUCUCUGUUAACCAGUACUGCCUAACUAAUGUAUGUCCUGCUUGGGGUGCCCUAACUAUGUAAACUCUCUGUUUCCAGAGGUACUACAUGUGCCCUCUGGGACUGUAUUUCUUCCAUGUGUACCCUGCUAUCAUGACACUGCCUCAGCCCUACAAGGCAUUUGUGUCAGCUUCAGCUUCCUAGCCAGAGUUGUGCUGUGCCUGACUUGAUGCCUUGGGUCAGGUGAAAAGGUUACAACAAAAACUUAAACAGGAAGAUACCUGGCUUUCUAAGGUAGGCCUUUACGGUUAGUGGGAUUUGUUUAACUGGCCAAAUCUAGGACCCAUGGAGGGCAUAACUGAGGCCAAUGUUGUAUGUUGGUCUCACCCUGCUACAUGGGGUCCUACUGAUGAUAAUCUUGUUGUAAAGACACCUUGGCCAAGGGCCAAGGGGAUGGGCUGUGCAGGAAAGAGUUACCAUAGCAGGCCUGAGACUCCUAUCCUUAGAAAGCCCUGCUUGCAAGGUUGGCCCUUUGUUGGCAUCUGGGACUUGGAUUUGGAGACUGUCCCCAGCGUUUCAUAACUGAUAAAGGCCAUUUACUGUGCCUAAACUGUAUAUACAAACAAUGUAGUUUAUGCUAGGCAGGGGAUGCCCAUGUGUCCAGCACCCAAUAAAACCCCUGGAUUUCAGGUAAGCUUCGCUGGUAGACAACACUUCAUACAUGUUGUUUCAAUCUGAUGCUAGAAGAAUGAAGCACAUUCUGUGUGAAUCCAAGGAAGAGGAUCUUAGAAAUUUCUAUCUACUUUCCUCCAGAUUUUGUCCAAGGCACCUUUUCCCUUUGCUGAUUUUUCUUUGUAUCCUUUUACUGUAUCGUUUUACAUUCUCACAGUCAUGAGUAUGACUAUAUGCUGAGUCUCAUGAGUCUUUCUAGCAAAUCACCAAACCUGGGGAUGGUCUUAGAAACCUUCAAUGUCAAACCCUUUCAUUUGUUCCCUGACUGGUAGGGUAAGAAACAUUAUAGUGGAAAACCUGAAAUUUCCCUUUCCCUAGCCAAGAUAGUAAAUAAGUAACACUGCAUCCUAAUUUCAGAGAUGAGCACUACAGUCUAAAAGUUAAAGUAUGCAGAGGUGAUAGUCUCCUCAUAUCCUCAUUUAAUUCACCUGUUCACCCCCUGCAAAAACUGGAUGGAUCAUAGUGAUGACAAUGGACUGCAAUUUGUUUAAUCAACUGGCAGCUCCAAUUACAGCUGCCAUACCAGUGGUUAUCUCUACUGGAGCAGAUUAGUAUAACCUUUAGCACUUGGUAGGUGGCUAUUUUUCUGGUGAAUGCAUUCAUCUUAAACUCCACCAGUGAAUAAAAUCAAAAGCAGUUCAUCUUCUCAUAACAGGGCAGCAAAAUAUAUUCACUGUCUUGCCCCAGAGCUAUGUCAACUCUUUCCCUUUCUUUUGUAGCAUACUCCACAAAGACCUCAACAUUGAACAUUCUGCAGAACAUAAUGUUAGACUACCAUAUUGAUGACAUCAUGCUAAUUGGGCCUAA
This is a messenger RNA of Globicephala melas (long-finned pilot whale), 4389 nucleotides long. It is a transcript of the gene PCDHB15, whose product is annotated as protocadherin beta 15. Gene Ontology annotation, biological process: homophilic cell-cell adhesion. Lineage: Eukaryota; Metazoa; Chordata; Mammalia; Artiodactyla; Delphinidae. The record is from RefSeq and is a predicted model, not a curated record. Gene Ontology annotation, molecular function: calcium ion binding. Gene Ontology annotation, cellular component: plasma membrane.